This is a messenger RNA of Hydatigera taeniaeformis, 240 nucleotides long. Lineage: Eukaryota; Metazoa; Platyhelminthes; Cestoda; Cyclophyllidea; Taeniidae. The record is from the annotation of a GenBank genome assembly.
AUGAGGAAGCUCAGAGGAGGUACAUCCAAAGAAACCAAGAAGGACAAGUUGGAGAAGCGAAAAGACAAGGAGACCAUCAACGAACAGGUGUACAAAUUGGUUCUACCUACGGUAGGAGCGCUCACGCUGCUUCUCGUUGUUGUCGUUGGAGAGCAUCUUGGAUACGUGCGCCAUCGCUGUCAAAAGUUUAAGGCACUAGCGCCUCCUGAAGCAGCACAUAUUAGUGGCGACAUUUAUUAA